Messenger RNA from Poeciliopsis prolifica (blackstripe livebearer), 2967 nucleotides. It is a transcript of the gene dedd2, whose product is annotated as death effector domain-containing 1. Bases 413 to 1546 code for a protein of 377 amino acids. Gene Ontology annotation, cellular component: nucleolus. Gene Ontology annotation, molecular function: DNA binding; protein binding. The record is from RefSeq and is a predicted model, not a curated record. NCBI's taxonomy places the organism in Eukaryota, Metazoa, Chordata, Actinopteri, Cyprinodontiformes, Poeciliidae. Gene Ontology annotation, biological process: regulation of apoptotic process; extrinsic apoptotic signaling pathway via death domain receptors; apoptotic process. The transcript is spliced from 6 exons.
UUCACAGAUCGCACAAAGAACUGACCGCAGAUCAGUGGCGUAAAAACGUGACCUUACAUCAUCCGUCAAGCAAGGAUAUGAUUGGUCGUUUUCCCAUUGUUGUCGUCAUCGUGGACGUUGGUCUGUGGAAGUUGCUAGAUUUUCCAGCGGAAGCGGAGAAAUAACAAGAGAAUUAAAACGUGACGGGUUACAUAAACCAUCACACGGCUCCACCAAUCAGCGCUGCUGCUGGGCGUCAGAAGAAAGGACAACUUGUAUUUGGCCUCUGGCGUUUUGCUGCAUUCUGCUGCACAAAGCGACAGUUUAACAACCACAGCUAGUGGCUCGUUUGGCGAGUCUCGAAACAGCGUCGAGCUACUGACGAUAAAAGAUAAGAGAGACCGUGGGAAGGAACCAAAGUGGAACUGUGACCAUGGCUGCAGUCCAGUACCUAGGGUGCCCCAUCAGGGACUCACUCCACUGGGAGGAAACAGAGUGCCUGAACUAUUACGGGAUGCUCUCUCUCCAUGAGAUGUUUGAAGUAGUUGGCUCUCAGCUCACAGAAUCUGACAUUGAAGCUCUCUCUUUCCUUUUGAACGAGACCUACCCUGCACAACACCCUCUUGACCCAGCAGGCUGGACAGUUGAACCUGCUGAAGACGAUUCAGAGGACUCUGGUGUAGCACCAAGUCCACAGCUGCUGAGGGCAUGGAGGCGGUUAAAGCCCAGCGGAUCACAGCAGCCUUUAGAGGACUUGAAGUUUAAAAGUGGCCUUGAGCUGUUGCUGGAGCUUGAGAGGAGAGGAUAUCUCAGUGAUGGCAACCUGGGACCACUGUUGCAACUUUUAAGAGUGCUUACCCGUCAUGAUCUGCUGCCAUUUGUAUCCCACAAGAAGAGGAGGACAGUGUCUCCAGAGAGAAUUGGACAGAGAUUUGAAUUGGAUAAAACAGAACUAGUGUUUGGAUUACAGCAUAGCUGCAGAGAGACAGAUAUGCCACUCCCAUCCUUCACACAACAGUUAACUACUGAUAUUUACUCUCCAGCGCCUGGGUCAUCUACCAGGAUGCGGAGGAAGAAAAGGGGACAUGGCUGGAGCCGUAGGGCCAAGAAAACAAGCAGACGGGUCCAGCCACUGCCUCCCCCAUCAGGACCUCAGAAAGUGUCAUGUGAUAUCCGCCUGCGCGUACGGGCAGAGUACCUGGAGCAUGAGUCAGCGCUACGUGAGGGCGUCUCGUCAGACAAGCGUCAGCCGCUGGAGCGUCAGUUCGAGUUGUUCAGCAGAGCCAGUUCGCUGCUGCGCGCCAGAGACCUGGGCUCCAUCGUCUGCGACAUCAAGUUCACAGAGCUAGACAACCUGGAGGCCUUCUGGGCCGACUAUCUGAGCGGGGCUCUGCUGGAGGCCCUGAAGGGCGUCUUCAUCACGGACUCCCUGAGGACGGCCGCCGGCUCUGAGGGCGUCCGCCUGCUGAUCAGCGUUGACCAGGACGACUACGAGGAGGGCCGCAGGCUGCUGAGAGCCAGGAAGGCGAUGUCCUCCGGUAACGGUGGGCACACGCAGACUUGCUAGGCCUUGUGAUCCAAUGAGACUCUUUUGGUUGUAUUAUAUGAAGCUUGAAAGAAACAAUAGCUGGGACGAUAAUGGAAGGUUCAGGUGGAAGUUGGAAGCACUUUUAAGGCCUUUUUUUGUUUUGCUGUUGAUGUGACAACCACUAGAUGGCAGAAAGAACGAUUGGCCCUUUUUGUUUAUAUCUUGCCUUUCAGUUUUCAGUCUAAGUUGGAACAUCAAUAUUUUUGAAUGAAAGAGGAAUAAUUAUGGAUUAGUCUGUUAAAUUUGGGUUUAUGUCAGGUGCUACAUUAUUAAACACCGGGAUGAAACUGGAAGGAGGGAGAAUUUUCUUUGACACAGCCAGAAAAGGAUAAAAACGGGCCUCCUGGUUGAGUGAUGACACUGUCAGUUAUUUAAUGGAUUUAUAAAUAUAGAUUUAAUAGAUUUACUAAUAAGAAAAAGCAUAGUCAAUUGACUAACUGUAUCAAAAUUUGAACAUUUUAUUUUCUUCUAUACUUUUUACUUGGUUCUGGACAGUCUCAUUUACAACUCCACCACUAAAACUAAAAACGCUAUUUUAAUUUUGUUUGAAAAAAUUUUGAAAAAUUGGGAAUUUGGUUAAUACUUUAUUUAAAAAACCAUGAAAAAAAAGAAGAAAUAAUUUCUGAAUCAAACUAAACUUGAGCAAAAUCAGAAGACUGUGAAGCUUUCACCACAGUUUGACUUCUGCAUCGAACUUUGGAGAGCCCCGCCGACACAGGAGAGACAAGAUAACGCUGCCCCGUGCACCACCAUAACCCACCGUAUGAUUGCUGUGGUCAGUGGAUGCUUUAGUCAUCAGUAGAUGACAGCGGUGAUUAGGAACAGGUCUCAACGGACCAUGGAAGAUUCAUCAUCACAAGCUUGUCAAGAGUGGCCCUGAUAAUGUAAUGGUGGCUUGUGCCUGGGCUCCCAGUUAGGCCUCAGCAAGUGCUUCUCUCAGCAAGUAAAGCACAGGACGGAGCGUCAGUCAAUACAAGUGAUGUUGGAGAGAUCAAAAUCAAAAGUGCACAUCCCAGCUCCACUCAGCCCUGCGAUGUUGGCCCAGUAGAGUGGCUCACGGACAGCUGUCUACUUGCCCUGCUGGAACUAAUGCCUGGACUUCACUCAUAGAAGACGAUCAAUAAGGCCUCUCUCUCUUAAGUCCCUUCAUAGUGGCAAGACUUAAGCAGACAGACACUGUCUGAAGUACAAGUCUCUGCAGGGCUGAGCAGACGCCAGCGAGAGGACAAUGGACAGAUUUCCAUGUUUACUUUGUGUUUUUGGUAAAGAAGAUAAUAAUGUAUGUUUGUACUGUUCACUAAUUCAGGGGACUUUUUUUCUUUGGAAUAGUAGUCAUUUUUUGUGAAAAUCUUUAUAUAUCGGACUUCUGGUGAAUAAUAAAAGUUUUGAUGACCACCUCA